Molecule: messenger RNA, 1395 nt
Organism: Suillus discolor
Lineage: Eukaryota; Fungi; Basidiomycota; Agaricomycetes; Boletales; Suillaceae
Exons: 9
Coding region: 1-1395 (464 amino acids)
Source: RefSeq, a predicted model, not a curated record
AUGCUGAAACGUUUCGGACGUGGUCACGAUCCCAGUGGCAUAGAUGGUACAUUGCAGGGCGAAUGUGUAGUUCUAUGUCCAGUGUGUCCACAGCCAGGGAACAAUCUACCUGAUGGCUGGCAAACUGCUACAAAAGCAAAAUGGUGGUUGUAUGCAGUAUUUUUAGCAAUCGACGCGAACUUUCGGUUGAAGAGACGGAACAUAUCAAGUGAUCAAGCAGACCCAAGCCUUUCGAAAGGCUGGGUGUACUUUGUCGACAAGAAGGACUACAAGGCCUUCCUGGCUGAACAUCUUACUGAUGUGCAGGAGAAAAGCAUGUGUUCAAGUCACAACACUGUCAAUAUGGCAGAUACAAAACAGUUACAAGGGCUUACGGCUACAGGCGUGGGGACAGUAGACUGUGCUCAUAAUAAUUUUAAAUGGCCAAAUGGAGUCUGGGAUCUGCUGAGAAGGUACAUCAACAUGGAUUACUUAUUUUUCUCAACUUUGCGUGGUAUGCAGCUUGAAAUGCUUAAUGUCAUUCCCUCAAUCCAUGGCUUAGACUAUCUCAGCAAGGUCAUACACUUCUUUGUACCAAAAUUCCACCUCCCCGCACAUGUUGCAAAAUGUCAGAUGAUCUUCUCAUUUAACUUCACGCGUUUUGUUGGCCGGACGGAUGGUGAAGCCCCGGAGAGGGGCUGGUCGAAUAUCAACCCCGUGGCAUCAAAGAUUGGAAUUGGAAAAGACUGUCGGUUGGGCGCGUCUCUCCUGUACAAGAUGAAGGAUGCUCUCGCUGAGAAGGCUGCGCAUGCACUCGCAUUUGAGGAAUUUGACGCUGUCAUCACUCUCGAGCAUCACUCUGCAUGGUUAGCAGAAAUGCAAGCUUGGGAGGAUAAUCCAAAUGACACGUCGAUCUCUAAUCCACUCAAGGCCAAAGCCAUGGCUAUAAUGCAAGCAGGAGUAAGGCUAAAGCUUGCGGAGCUGGAGGCUGAGGAGCUUCAGCAAGGUAUAGACUCUUUGCACCCAGAAAUUUCGCCUAGCAUGCUCAUUGCUUCUGGCAUAGACCUGGAAGAGGAACAGCAUCGUCUGGCCAAUAUCACUGAGUCGAUGGGUCAACAUGCUACCGACACGCAGAAAGGCAGUCUCAUGCAGAUGCGGAACUCACUUCGUUGGAAUGGGUGCGUGGUCAAGGUGCAAAUACUCAUGCUCAGAAUGCCCUUGCCUGCAUCACCGAAGGCGCACGGCCUGCGCAAAAAGAUACCAGUCAGCGUGGAUGGUGCUCAAGAGCCUAGCUACAAUCAUGAGAAGAACAGUUGGCAGGGCAGGUUGGAGGAACUGGCAGACGAUCACGUCAAGCCCUCAUGGACCCAUAUGCUACUGGUGAAGGUGUUACGACAAGCGGUCGUGUGCGACUAG